This is a messenger RNA of Strongylus vulgaris, 519 nucleotides long. The record is from the annotation of a GenBank genome assembly. NCBI's taxonomy places the organism in Eukaryota, Metazoa, Nematoda, Chromadorea, Rhabditida, Strongylidae.
AUGAAGGAGGACUCGAGAAAGUACAAACCUGAAGACAUCAUCCGCUUGAACGUUGGGGGACAAAGAUUUGACACCUUCCUUGGAACUCUUCUAGCAGACCGUUCAAAUGAGAUCUACCCACAAUUUGUUGUUCUGCUCGAUCCAGAGACAACAGUCGAUCCACCACCACCAACGGACAGUGAAGGAGCAUUCUUCCUAGACCGAGAUCCAGACAGCUUCCGCGUACUUCUAAACGGACUACGUUAUCUCAUUCAGAGCCAAUGUAUGUUGAACUUUCAUAAUCGUGUUCUUUUCUUUUAUUAUGCGAGCUAUAGAACACCGGUCAAUCCCAAAACACCCGUAAUCAUAUUAGAACUACCAAUCCCAGCCACACCCAUCUAUACACAGCAAUUACUGUUGAUACACCAUAUUUCAGCUCAACAAUUACAAAACGGAACGAUCAAAAACACCUGUAGUGAGGAAGAUCUACGUCCAGGAAAGGAAAAUAGAGGAAUAUGGCACAGAUUCCGUGGGAAGUAA